GAUGACGUCGUCGCCUGUUCCUUGUUGAAUGUUUGGCAAUUGUCGUACGAGUCGACCAGGAAGCGAAAUGAGCUAAUAGCUAAAUGCUGUAUGUUGCCGUUGCGAUGAAAGCGCAGCAUAUCAGACCACUCGUGUUUUUUUGACAAUACGACGCGAUUCUACUUAAAUUUCGACGGCUAUCUUCUCACUACGUUUCCCCUGGUGUGUUGUUGCGAGACCGAUAGCGGCCGCUCCGUCCAUCGUUUUGGCUCGGUAGCAUAGCUUUUCAUUUUGGGGAAACAUGGCUGUGGCGCACCGAGUUGGCGUCGUGGCCGCAUUAGUUCUCGUCUUUCUUCUGGAUGGUAGUAAGGCAAGGAUACACAAACUCAUCCUGAAGAAUGAAACUCGCUUCUUCGUCCACCUCAAUACUUUUGGCUUUUAUGCUAACGGGUCUCUGGAUGUGAACCUCCACUCUCUCCGCAUCCCCCAGCAGCUUGUCAACUAUAGUGCACACCCAGUUGGGUUUAGCCUCUCCAGGGCCCGCGUGAGCGGAGUCUUAUCUUACACAGCCGAAGAGACUGAGACGUGCCCUCUCACACUCACUAAAGUAACCAACAAUGAACCGCUCAUUCUCUUUCUUAUUGACAUCAACAAUCUCAGCGUCAACGUGCGUGUCCUCGGUGAUCAAGACAACAUAUUGACGGGCAAACCGAAGGCCAAUGUGCAGACCAAAGAGAAAGGUCAGAGGUCCAGCCGGGAGUCUCCUGCUGAGACUCCAGCUAAGCCGGCGGAGCAGGCCCAAGGCGACGAUAAGUCGCCUGACAAAACGACAAAGUCGUCUGACAAAACGGCCGAUGAGGCCAAGGUGGAAACAAACACAGAGGCCGUGGAUCAGACGAAGGAAGCUAAGACUGCAGAAAAGAUGGCAACUGAAUUCCAGUUGGCGUCCACCAAACAGCUGACGCUAGCUUUGGAGAAAGUGAAUGACACCUACGCGUUCAACUUUCAUCUGCUUUUGGGCCUCCUGGCCGAAGGCCUGUACAACUUGAACUUCUACUACUGCCAGAACAUGGUGCCUGGCAUCAACCGGCCAUACUCCUUCACCCUGGAGAUGACAGAGAAGAAUCCUGGUGGCUUCCUGUCGGCGGCCGAAAUCCCGCUCUCCCGCCUCUACAUCGGUAUGGCCGGAGUCUUCUUCGUCGCCGCAAUGGUGUGGGUGUACACGUUGAUGAAGCACAGGUACAGCGUCUUUAAGAUCCACUGGCUUAUGGCGGCACUGGCCUUCACCAAGUCCACCUCGCUGGUUUUCCACAGCAUCAACUAUCACUUCAUCAACACCGAGGGUCAUCCCAUCGAAGGCUGGGCCGUCAUGUAUUACAUCACUCACCUGCUCAAGGGGGCGCUGCUGUUCAUCACGCUGGCACUGAUCGGCACUGGCUGGGCUUUUGUCAAGUACAUCCUGUCUGAUAAGGAGAAGAAGAUCUUUAUGAUCGUCAUCCCCUUGCAGUGCCUGGCCAACGUGGCCUACAUUAUCAUCGAGUCCACAGAAGAAGGCUCCAGCGAGUACCCCCUGUGGAAGGAGAUCCUCUUCUUGGUCGACCUCAUUUGCUGCGGCGCCAUUCUGUUCCCGGUCGUCUGGUCCAUCCGUCACCUCCAAGAGGCUUCGAGCACGGAUGGAAAAGCUGCCAUGAAUUUAGAGAAGCUCAAGCUCUUCCGUCACUACUACGUCAUGAUUGUGUGUUACAUCUACUUCACACGGAUCAUCGCCAUUCUGUUGAAGGUCACCAUGCCCUUCCAGUGGCAGUGGUGCUACGAGUUUCUUGUGGAAGUAUCCACUCUGAUCUUCUUUGUGUUGACGGGCUACAAAUUCCGGCCUGCCUCCAACAAUCCUUAUCUCCAGCUGCCCCAGGAUGAAGAAGAUGAGGAGAUGGAUGAAAUCGUAACAGAGUCGGGUGCUCUGGAGGGCAUCUCCAAAGUGAAAAAGACAUCUAACGGACGUGAGCGGCAGAAGGAGGCCACCUUGUGAGCAGGGCGUGCGGGGCCUUCGUUUUUGGGGAGGAGCGUCAUGUGCACAGAGUGGCACGCACACACAUGGACCAAGGCUUCUUCACCAACCACUGCCACAGGCUCCCCUUUUUUCAGAUGCUCCUUCCCACUGCCUGCCUAUGCAAACAGACUUUAUUGUCUCCUACGACAGACACAAACGGAUGGACGGACUAACGAGAGGCCUGACCUCGCUGUCUCCAAAGAACAUUUUAGGUCUUCGUGUGUGUGUGUGCGUGCGCGCGUAUUUCUAUUUAACACGGCACGGCUGCAUCAAGCCUUUCUCUAUAGUGCGUGUGCAGGUCCUUAGAACACAAGAAUCCCACCUUCUUCCCCGCCACACACAUGCUCAGGUUCCUUUCUCCUUGGCCAAUCGCAACAUUCAAGGCUCGCUGUUUGGUCAAAGCCACCAUGUUAAUUUUCGGCCAUGUUUUACGGAAUAUUUCAGUAUUAGGUUCUCAAGGUAAACUCAAUUUAUUGAUCACAAACUCAACCGCCUUUUUGUUUCUUCCUCCUCUAUUCCCGCUCUGAAACAUGACCAUCUCUUUCCUUUUGUCGGCUUUUGGUUUUUGUUUUAGUCUACGAUGGGUAUAACCCUAUUUUAUUGACGAAUUAUUGGUAUGGAUUGUUGGUAUUAAAGUGUAGUGAGUGUAAAUAAUGUGAGACACAGAGCCCUCGCAACCCCUCCAGCAGAAAGACUUGCGAUUGCUUUCAGUUACUUGGAAAUAGUGUGAGGGCAAGCCAGUUCUACUGACAUGCUCCAGUGCAUGCGUGCCUGCUGUGUUUGAGGACUCUCUUGGUGAAAUAUGAAUAAACUUAAUUGAAGUUUGCUUUUUCUUUUUUUAAAAAUGUCUGUGACCUGUCUAUAAUAAAGCUGGUGUUCUGGG
Syngnathus typhle (broad-nosed pipefish) is the source of this 2909-nucleotide messenger RNA. Its product is annotated as protein GPR108-like. The transcript is spliced from 18 exons. The record is from RefSeq and is a predicted model, not a curated record. Gene Ontology annotation, biological process: transport. Lineage: Eukaryota; Metazoa; Chordata; Actinopteri; Syngnathiformes; Syngnathidae. Bases 281 to 2005 code for a protein of 574 amino acids. Gene Ontology annotation, cellular component: Golgi apparatus; membrane.